Auanema sp. JU1783 is the source of this 2943-nucleotide messenger RNA. Lineage: Eukaryota; Metazoa; Nematoda; Chromadorea; Rhabditida; Rhabditidae. The record is from the annotation of a GenBank genome assembly.
AUGCUUAAUAAGAUGCCAGCUUGGGAUGAGGAGGAUUGUUCAUAUCUCCUCCGUCACAUGGAGUUAACUACAUUUACGAAUGUUGUCACUGCUUUACGAGCUCAGGGAAUUCUCAGCAAAAGCAAGAGUGCAUUUCUUGAAUCAGCCAGAAGAAUUUUUUUCAUUGGUGAUGAGUUGUUUAAAGCAGAAAUUAGAAGAGUCGCUAAUGAUGAAAAUCUUAUAAGAAUUGCUGCCGUCUUGAAUCCUAAUUACGACAGUUAUGCUGAUUGGGGUCUUCUGGGUGCUGAGUUUGAAGACGAACUUGACAAGCCGCAGCCUCGUCUGUUCGACUCCAGCAAUUCUCAGAGUGUUGCCAGUGCCUUAUUAUCUAUUGCUGAUGCUCAUAAUGGGAAAGUAGAGGAAGAUAACUCUAGUCCCAUUUUUGAGACUGGUCAAGUCGGUUGCGUACCAGACAACCUGAGGGCUAUGUUUGAUGGUCAGAGUGACGUUUUGAAAAAAGUGAAUGAUGCUCUCGCCAAGUCACGCAAGGAGAAUAAAGAAAAAUAUGAUAAAAUCUUCGCUCGGGAGAAAACAAUCGAACCAGAUGACUCGGACACGGAAGAAGCUGGGGAAGUACCAACGUCGUCACAUAAUAACUCCGUUGUCAAUGUUGGAAAAGUUGACGAAAACCUUGCAGACUCAACGAAGACACCUGCAGACAAGCCCACUCACUUGCCUAUUGAGAAACUUAGAAUUCCUAUUGACAAAAUAAAGACCCCUCUCGCGAAGUCGAGGACUCCAACUGAAAAAGCAAAAACACCAUCUGAGAAAGCCAGAGCAUCAGCCGAAAAGUCUAAGGAAAAGUCAAAGGCAUGGACUGAUAAGUUAAAAGCUAUGGAGAAUGCAGAGCUGUCAUUAGGAAAAGCAAGUACUUCUACAAGUUCUCCUCAUGAAAAAGCUAGACCUAAAACAGCUGCUGAAAAGGCCAAGUUAUCAACUGAUCCUGUACGUUCAGCUGUAGAUGAAGAAGUGCUGAAGCUUUUAAAGCGAGCAUCCGCUGAGUCUGAAAGAGCUGAAAUGAAAGCUGGUCAGAACGCUAAACAGAUGUCUGCUGGAGUAACGACUUCGCAAAGAAAACCCAACUCUGAGCAUAAAUUGUCGGUUGCCGAAUUGAAUGUUCAAAAAGAAUUAAUGAAGAGGGCUGGAGAAGUAGAGAGUGCUAUUGCUAAAAAAGCAGCAGCAAUGGCAGCCUAUAAAUCUCCAAUUGUAGCUAAAACUUCUUCUUAUCCAUCUGUCCCAGUUGCGAGAACCGUCUCAGGAGUUUCGUCUGUUAAUGAUAUAAUGGAUAAUAGACGAAUAGAAAGAUCUGCAGAACCAAGUGCUUUAAGGAAAGAAUUGGAGAAGUCCACUGAGUAUAGUAGGCCGUUAGCUGGUCUUACGGUCAGCGCUGAUGUUCGGCGUCAAUUAGAAGCAAAAACUUUGGAAGCUAGAGCGUAUGAAGCUAAAAGCCUAGAAUCUAGAUCCCGAGAAUCGAAAGCCUUAGAAGCUACAACCGCAGAGCUACGAGCAUUAGAAGCACAGAUUCAAGAGUCUAGAGUCUUAGAAGUUAAAACUGUCGAUACAAAGUCUUUGGAGGCAAAAUCAAGUGAACAUAGGGGAUAUGAUGCCCGAGCACUUGACAUGCAUACUUUCGAAGCUAAAACUUUGAAGUCUUUCGUUAUGGAAGCAAAAGCACUAGAAGCUAGAGCACUCGAAGAGAAGGCUUUGGAGAAUAGAUCUUAUGCAACAAGCACCGGGAAACUAAGCACUAAUCUAGCAGCUGAUCCAUCUAGACGUGUUGCAUCCACUCAUCAGUUAUCAUCAUCCAGACUUGAAAGCACAGUGGCGACGGAAGAGGAACAAAAUCAAAAAGUAGCUGAGAUAAUGGAUAGAAUACAAAGGCGUCGACCAAAGCCAACGGAACCAGCCGAUAAAAUACAACUGCCUCCAUCACAGUCGAGGGCACCUCCUCGUCCUGUUGCCGGAUUUCUCCCUGUAUCUCCAAGAGUUCCCAAUUUGACGAUAACCAGCUCCUCUAACUCUCCAGUUCUUCCAAAGCGUCCUCGUCUUUCAUCUGGCUCUGAGGGAACAUCUAGUCCGUCUUAUCCUAAGGAAUACCCUGUGAUGAGAGCUCCAGUUAGUGGAGCAGCUGCGAAACAGAAACAUGUUCCGGGAAUCCUACAACAUGAUGGUCAGAGGAAGCCUAGGACUGUUUCCCAAAGUUCAUCUUGCUCUUAUCUAGGUCCAGCCAGAUCAUCAAAUAGCCCGGUUCGGCCACAGGUUCGGCCUGUGGGUGUCUCUUCUCUAACGAUCUCGAGUAUGAAUCCUUCUAUGAGCCCUCAAGAUACAGGCAGUCAUCAUGGACAUGGUCAUGAUUACGGAGUUUCGAAUCCUAACAGAUCUCAUUAUAGACCACUGGCGAUGGGUCAGCAUUCUUCAACUGACCCCUAUUACAAAUCUUCGCCUCCCUCAAGACAGCGGAUACCCACUUCAACCCCGAUAUCCUUUAAUCAAAAUACCAACUUGUUCCCGGUUGUUCGAAGAGUGGGACAAGUUAUGUUCCGCCGGGACGGUACUGGUAAUAUCAUCUCCGAGCCAUCAUCUUCUCAGAUUGGCCGGAGAAUGGGUGGCGUCGGUAAUAACGUGACAGCAGCAUCAGUAGAAAGAAUGAGAGAGAGAAUGGAACAGCCGCGAUAUGAGCAUUCAAAUGUUCCGUCAACAUCUCCUUUACAUACACAUUCUUCACAUGCUAUUGACAUCUCAAAUGCCAGACAGUUGUCUACUUCUCAAUCUCGCCAAUCACAUGUGUCUGUUCCAUCUGUCUCGGUCGAAGCAUCUAGACCGGGUGUAUCUGUACAGGCGAACCAAGAAGUCGCGUCAAAAGACAAAAAAACUGACCCGAUGAAUACUAAGUUUUCUCGUUGA